This is a messenger RNA of Salvelinus fontinalis (brook trout), 3417 nucleotides long. RefSeq names its product sodium-dependent phosphate transport protein 2A-like. The record is from RefSeq and is a predicted model, not a curated record. The transcript is spliced from 13 exons. Gene Ontology annotation, cellular component: apical plasma membrane; brush border; vesicle. Gene Ontology annotation, molecular function: sodium:phosphate symporter activity. Bases 102 to 2177 code for a protein of 691 amino acids. NCBI's taxonomy places the organism in Eukaryota, Metazoa, Chordata, Actinopteri, Salmoniformes, Salmonidae. Gene Ontology annotation, biological process: sodium-dependent phosphate transport; intracellular phosphate ion homeostasis.
GACUGGUACUGUGUAUUUUUGUUGCUGGGUUUUUCAUUUAUUUAAAAUGGUCAAAUAUAAUAUAAUACUAUUUCUCUACAGCCCUAUACAGUGAAGUCAUCAUGUCCUCUCGUCUAAUCACAAUAAUUUCAUCCAGCGUGGAACCUAUGAUCAACUACAACGGGGGACGGACCCAUGGAACACCCGCUUCCCUGCGUCCCAAACAUCUCCUGGAGGAGGACAGGGAGUCGGGCCUUGGGUCCACUCUGGACCUCAUCAGCAGCUUGGAGGGGUACAGCCAGGAGGAUGAACCAACCUCACCCACCUCCUCCCCCAAACAAAGGGAAGGGAACAGUCCCCCCAAAGAGCAAGCCACCGCAGAACCUGACAUGGAGCUCAGUCCCAACAGAGUCAGAGAAUUCUUCAUCAACUGCUCCAAGAUCCCUCUACUCCUCCUCCUCCUCUUCUUCUUCGUCUGUUCAUUAGACACACUAAGUUCAGCGUUCCAGCUGGCUGGGGGUAAGGUAGCGGGGGACAUCUUCAAAGACAAUGCGGUGCUGUCUAACCCAGUAGCAGGGCUGGUGGUGGGGAUACUGGUCACUGUAUUGGUCCAGAGCUCCUCCACAUCCACCUCCAUCAUCGUCAGCCUCGUCUCCUCAGGAUUGCUGGAGGUCCGGUCUGCCGUUCCUAUCAUCAUGGGGACCAACAUUGGGACAUCGGUCACCAACACCAUCGUAGCCAUGAUGCAGGCAGGGGAGAGAAAUGACUUCAAACGGGCGUUUGCUGGGGCUACCAUCCAUGACUGUUUCAACUGGCUGUCUGUGCUGGUACUGCUGCCGAUGGAGGUGGCUACAGGGCUGAUGACCUACCUGGCCCGCAUCGUGGUCACCAGCUUCAACAUCCAGACUGGAGAGGACGCACCAGAGCUACUGAAGGUCAUCACCGAACCAGUUACAAAACUCAUCAUACAGUUGGAUAGGCAGGUGAUCACCGGCAUCGCGAUGGGAGAUGAGAGGAUGAGGAACAGGAGCCUAGUGAAGAAGUGGUGCCACACCGGGCUAGUUACGUCCUCUCUUCAGUCCUCUAUGAAUAUCAGCAUCACUGGUUCUGACAACUGUAGCCCCGCCCAUCUCUGCUUGCAGGAAGGUGACAUCACCUGGACCACUCAGAAUCUCUCCUCCGAGUUUAACAUCCAGAAAUGUAGGCAUCUGUUUGCUGAUGCCGAUCUGUCAGACCUGACGGUGGGGCUGAUCCUCCUGGCCGGCUCCCUGGCCCUGCUCUGCACCUGCCUGGUGCUCCUGGUCAAGCUGCUCAACUCCCUCCUCCAAGGUCAAGUGGCAAAGGUCAUCCAAAAGGUCAUCAACACAGACUUGCCGUAUCCGUUUGGCUGGCUGGCGGGCUACCUGGCCAUGUUUGUGGGAGCAGGGAUGACCUUUGUAGUGCAGAGCAGCUCUGUGUUCACCUCUGCCCUGACACCACUUAUAGGUAUUGGUGUGAUCAGUCUGGAGAGGGCCUAUCCACUGACUCUGGGCUCCAACAUCGGCACCACAACCACAGCCCUGCUGGCAGCCCUGGCCAGCCCUGGGGACAAACUGGCUGCUGCCAUACAGAUUGCUCUGUGUCACUUCUUCUUCAACAUCCUGGGAAUCCUGCUGUGGUACCCCAUCCCUGUGACACGUGUCCCCAUACGCAUGGCUCGUGCCCUGGGUGAACGCACCGCCAAGUACCGCUGGUUCGCUGUCCUCUACCUCCUCUUCUGCUUCCUGCUCCUCCCGUCCCUGGUCCUAGGCCUCUCAUUGGCUGGCUGGAGAGUGAUGGUGGGAGUGGGCGCACCAUUUGUGUGUGUGACUGUUUUCAUUGCCUUGGUGAACCUGAUGCAGGCUCACAGCCCUGGCCACCUGCCCGUCCGUCUCCAGAGCUGGGACUUCCUGCCUCGCUGGAUGCGAUCCCUCAAGCCCCUUGACAGGGUCAUCACCAAGGCAACUAGCUGCUGCAGCACUGGCCAUGCAACCGGAGACAACCAGGCGGCGCCCGUUAACGCGGUAACGACCCCUGUUGACCCCAAGGUUGCAUCCGCCCAGAGGAAGGCUGACCUAGCGUAUGAUAACCCCGUCCUUGAGUACCUGGAUGAGACGAAGCCAGGUGUACCUGUGUUUAAACUGAAGGGUCUGGAGAGGUGCAACAGCACACCCCUCUAAAGGAGAUGGAUCUUGGUCUGACAUGGGAAGGGUUGGUUUAAUAUUUUCUAUUUAAUCUCAGGAGUGCACUGCUCUGGGCCUCAAGGGCCAUAGAGUGUUCUGGUCCUUGGCUUAUAAUCUAUGAUUGAUUUCUGCCAGCUGUGCAGUCUCUCUAUAGCCAAUCAAUGACAUAUAUUGAUAAAUGAAGUGCCUGGGAGAUGUACUGUACAGUAUAAAGCCCAGAAGGAGAUCUUAUAGUCUUUGAGGACUGGAGUUGUUCACCCUCUUCUGUGAAUAUGUUUUAUUAUCAUAGUGAUCAAGACUGGAUCCAGUAGUCUAGAUUGAAGAUGACAGAGGUUAAGACAGCAGAUUCUAAUAUCCCAUAACUCUUUACAAAAAUGGGACCAGUUAUGCUAGUUAAUAUCGGUCCAGGUCCAAUGAAUGUGUUUAUUUUCGAACGCUGUCACAUGGAAUUAUUCUAUUGUUCUAACCAGUAUAUUUUCGACCUAGCAAGUAUCUAGUUCCCUACGUGUGGUUGGGAUGGAUAAGCACUCGAAGACAUCACAAUGGAAUCAACGAGGGCUCAGUUCACAGAUAAUCUAAACCAGAUGGGCGUACAUGAAAUGAAUGUGUACUGUGUGUCACUGUGUGGGUUAGAAUGUCCAUAGUAGGUGUGUUUUUAUAAGUCUAUGUAAAUGUGUCUGUUUGUGGGUUGGCUUAUGUGUUAGUCAUACACGCGUGUACCUACUCUAGCAAAUGUAGCUUCACAGAAGUCAGUUGAUUAUGCAGAAGAAGAUCAUGCUUCAAGCCCCUUGAUGAUGCUGUUCCCUGUAGGGAAGAAAUACUUUACUAGCACUUUGGGAACAGAAUGAAACGUUCAGAUCAACAGUGUCUCUCUUUGCUCCAAGAACCAAAGCAGAGUGCAGAGUGUGCAAUGAUAUGAAACACUAAAAGGAACUUGUUUGUCAGACAAGGGUGGAAGAAAUAUUUAGAAGAAAGACAAAGAUACUAAUAAAGUGCUUGCUACUGUAUUAUACAGCUCUCUGUAUAUGCCAUUGAUCGUUUCCCUGACAAGUGUCUAUCUAAUGAUAUAGCAACAUUUCUAUAAAACAAUGAUAUCUUGUCAAACAAUAUGUGUACAUACAUUUGAUUGAUAUAAUGGUAACCGGGCCUUUCAAAUAAAAAAGCAAUCAUAAGCAACAAAAAUCAAGAGAAGAACCCUGUCGUUGUCGUGCCAUGUCUGAAGUCGUAACUAAGUCAG